Molecule: messenger RNA, 279 nt
Organism: Blastomyces gilchristii SLH14081
Lineage: Eukaryota; Fungi; Ascomycota; Eurotiomycetes; Onygenales; Ajellomycetaceae
Exons: 1
Coding region: 1-279 (92 amino acids)
Source: RefSeq, a predicted model, not a curated record
AUGGCGGUGGUGUGCUGGAGGUGCUGGUGCUGUGCUGGUGCUGGUGCUGGUGGUAUUGCUAAACUCGGUACUAGUACGCAAACUGAUACCGACGUCACUGCCACUGCCAGCGCCAGCGCCAGCGCCAGUGCCAGUGCCAGUGCCAGUGCCAGUGCCAGUCGGAGCCCCGCUGCCAAUCCAAGCGGUGAUACAGACACGGCUGCAGAUAUUUCCAUCCCUACUACUUCCACACCCACUACGCCUAUCCAACAACCAACGACGAGUGCAGCACCUACCUAG